AUGCAGUUCUCCCGUUUUUUCCUUGUGGUCGUCGCGGCCCUCAUCUCCUCCACUACCGCCUGCAAAUGCGUUACCAACGGUAACAACCAAGUCGGGGCCACCCACACUUGCUGCGACCAGCUGAAUGGCGACUUCGUCGGCGGCGUUGAUUGUCGCGCCGGCUCUAUCUCGGAGCACCUCAGUAACGUAUGGCUCCCUACAUGCAUCGAUGCGCUUUUAGUGACGUUUAAUGGCCUACUUGCUUCUGCCAACUUGAACUCAUUCCGCGUCUCUGUCUGGACAGAUGUUCUUGAGCAAUUCUCGCGCCAACCCGAGCCACAAUCCGCCACUUCAGAAGUCGGACCCACAUCACCGGUUACUUCGCCCCCGCCCCCUCCGCCAACUGCGACCGCAAGCACCUUUUCUGGUGGACGGCCACGCACAAAUACGAGGGUAGAUGCGCCUCCGGUGCCGAUGCCGGGUAAUGGACCUGGCUUUGCAGGGUUGGCGGGUGUGACUGAAGAAGAUGGAGACGCGCUAGCCGCCGAUUUCGCAGCGGAACUGGCAAAGGGGAUGGAAAGUCUCAUGAGGGAAAUUUCGGGGCCUACAGAAGGAUCGUCCUCAGAAGGCGGACCACUGCCAAACGAAGAAGAGCUCAAGGCUGCCUGGGAGGCCAUGCUCAUUGAGAGCAUGAAUGGGCUGACUGAAGGUGCGAACGGCGGGCCUGCCGCCUCGAGCAAUGGCGCCGACUCCGCGGCAAACGAUUUCCAGGCCAAGAUCAAGCAGGCCAUGGGCAAACUCAAGGAGGGCGAAGAUGCGUUGAAGGACGCUGACGGGUCGUCAUCGACGGCAUCAGACCCCCUUGCUGCCUUGCUCGCUUCACUAGGAGGUGAUGGGGAUGGUGAUUUACCUACCAACGAGACAGAGCUUGCUGGGCUACUCGAGAACAUGAUGGGAGAGCUCAUGUCAAAAGAGAUUCUCUACGAUCCGCUGAAAGAGCUGGCUGAAAAGUUCCCGCCUUACCUCCAAUCCCCACCUGCACCAAUUCCUGCUGAUGAUCGGAAACGUUACGAGGACCAGCUCGAUCGCGUCAAAAGUAUCCUCGCAUUGUUCGACAGCCCUACCUACUCUGACGAGGACCCCAAAUCACGCGAAAGCGUUGUAGCCCUCAUGGCUGAAAUGCAGUCGUUUGGUUCACCUCCCGCCGAACUAAUGGGUCCUGUCCCUCCUGGAUUCGACAUGCUUGGUCAGGAUUGUGUGGUCUGCUGA
This is a messenger RNA of Mycena indigotica, 1248 nucleotides long. RefSeq lists its product as uncharacterized. Gene Ontology annotation, cellular component: peroxisomal membrane; peroxisome. The transcript is spliced from 3 exons. Gene Ontology annotation, biological process: protein import into peroxisome membrane. The coding region runs from base 1 to 1248 and encodes 415 amino acids. The record is from RefSeq and is a predicted model, not a curated record. Lineage: Eukaryota; Fungi; Basidiomycota; Agaricomycetes; Agaricales; Mycenaceae.